GUACAGAAUACCAGACGGUAUCAAUAAAUUUCGUUUACAGAUGAUUCAUUAAUAAAAAAUAUAAAUGCAAUGUUGUUUUUGAGUUCCCUUCAAUAUCACGCUAUUUUUCAAUUGCAAGUGAAUAAAAUUAUUGUAACUUUCUAGCUAUAACAUUAUUUUUCUGUCAAAAUAAAAAUAUCUGUGAUGUGUAAUAUGCUAAAUUUAAUAAGUAAUUUUUUUCCAAGACCUGUUCCAAAAAACGAAUUGGCAAAUGUUUAUGUUUUUAAUAAAAUUGAAAAUAACGAAGAAGACAUUAAACUUCUGCGAAAUACAUUUGAAUCGUUGAUGUGCGUGGUAGAGGAGAUUAAUGUGCAAAAUAAAACUUAUGCCGAGUUGAAGGCUUACGUUAAAGAAAUUGUCAAAAGCGAUUUUAAAGAUUUCAAAUAUAUUGUAAUUAUUAUUUUGGAUAAUGAAAACGAACACGAACAUAUUUGGAUAACUGAAGAUAACAAACAUUUUCAUCUGAACGGAGAUCUUUUGGCCGCCAUAUAUGCAAAUAAAUCCCUAGAAGGAAAAUUCCGUUUUUUCAUUUUACAAACUAAUCGCGUUCCAUCAGAGAAUAUAAUAUAUAGGCAAAAGCGUACAUUAUGUAAACCCAAAUUUUAUUCUGGUAAAGAUCUGAGAUAUUACGCAACUUCAUCGGGGUGCAUUAUAGAACACGAAUGGAAGGAGGGUGAACCAAGUCCUUUUAUAAGAUUACUCUGCAAUGGAAUCGACCAAAAUGUGAGACUUCCGCUAGCAUCUCAGCUUCAUAUUGUUGAAUUGUUAAAUACAAUAUCUGAACAACAACCAAAUGAAUGCCCUUCUAUUUCAUCAUCCUUAAGGCAACCAUACAUAUUGGGAAAUGCUAGAUAAGGUCUUCAAACGAAGUUACUUUAGACGUUUAAAAAUAUACCAACACAGUUUUUGGCUUUUUCAGCUUUAAAAAUAAUUUCGAUAACAAAAUAGUAUUAUUCUGUACAUCAAUGGAUAACAAAAGAAGUCAACAAAUGUGUUUCUUGUUUUUUUAAAUUUAGCAUAAAAAUUUAGGUAAACCAUUAAUGAAUGAAUUUGUUAAAUCAUUUUUUUUAUUAUAAAAUAUGUUUUUCGAAUUAUUAAAUGUUAACUACCCACAAGAUUCAAUUGUAAUAAUUCAGUUUAGUAUAAUAGAAUUGUAUAAACAAUUUAUUGUUCGAUGAAAAGCAACAGCACAGCAGUAGAAUUUUUUCAGAAGUAAUUCAUAAAAAUGUAAAAUAUUGACAAACAAAUAUUUAAGAUAAUAAAGUUAAUUUAAAGCAAAUGUAAUAAUUCAA
Messenger RNA from Eupeodes corollae, 1331 nucleotides. RefSeq lists its product as uncharacterized. Gene Ontology annotation, molecular function: cysteine-type endopeptidase activity. The transcript is spliced from 4 exons. Gene Ontology annotation, biological process: proteolysis. Bases 184 to 894 code for a protein of 236 amino acids. Lineage: Eukaryota; Metazoa; Arthropoda; Insecta; Diptera; Syrphidae. The record is from RefSeq and is a predicted model, not a curated record.